This is a messenger RNA of Effrenium voratum, 1799 nucleotides long. The record is from the annotation of a GenBank genome assembly. NCBI's taxonomy places the organism in Eukaryota, Dinophyceae, Suessiales, Symbiodiniaceae.
CGCUCGAGCCAUUUGUGGGUCUCAAAAGCUCUGCCUAGCUCAUUGCCCUGCGCAUUCCGCUGCACCAUAGGCCAUGGGUUGCUCCAGCAGUGCGCAGAUGAUGCCGAUGAAAUCUGUCAAGCCACUUGCUGGUUUGGCAGCCAUGGAGCAGCAGCAUCCUGUGCGCCUGCCUUGCCUCCCGGGAGAUGUGCUCGUCAGCGGCAACCUGCCCAGGGAUGUUGUUGACAAGCUGGCAGGGUACUGUAAGGGCUGGCUCUACAUUGAGCCGGAGCAGGACCGGUGGUUCAUGCCGGAGUGCAUCCGGGAUCGAGGCUCAAAUCUGAAAUUGGUGCCCUUCAAACCCGGCAAGGAUAGUUCCAUAGGUGCGAUGCACAAGAUGUUUGCCGCCAUUACCAAGAUGCCACGACCUUUGAUGAUCCAGUGCAGCAGCGCGAACCGCGCCGCAGUCGCGCUGCUGCUUUGGAUGGCGCUUCGGUACGGCUACAGCAAGGCUUCUGUGAACCAGCUGCUGCAUGACCUGGAGUUCUACACCGUAAGGUCUGAAACAAAGCAGUGGCUGGAGAAUCAGCUGCCCGAGGUGGGCAAGGUGGAGCCUUUGAUCGCUCGCAGCCCGGAAGUGAUUCAACUCUAUGACGACGACACCACCAGGUUGACGUACGUCAUCGCUUGCCAAGUGACCCUGCAAGCCUUGCUCAUCGAUCCCGUGGAGCGGAAGGUGGACCGGGACUUGGCCUUGCUGCGAAGCAUGGGACUCAGCCUGAAGUAUGUGCUGAACACGCACGCCCACGCGGAGUAUGGCACCACGAGCAGCCUCCUGCGGCAGACGCAGCCGGGGCUGUGCACCGUCAUCUCUCAAGCCUCCGGUGCGGAUGCCGAUGUGCAGGUAAGCCACGGCCAGCGCAUCAACCUGGGCCUGCUGCAGCUGGAAGUGCGGGAGACACCCGGCCACACCCCGGGGUGCGUGACCUAUGUGCUGCGCACGCGCACGGCGACCUUUGCCUUCACCGGGAAUUCGCUGCUGAUCCGCGGCUGCGGCCAGACUGAUCAGGGGGAUGCCCGGCAGCUCUACCGCAGCGUGCACCAGCAGAUCUUUACACUUCCUGGCGAUGCCAUCGUGUGCCCUGGCUGCGACUCCAAAGGCCGCAGCGUCUCCACGGUGGAGGAGGAGCGGCGCUUCAACCGUCGCCUCACGAAGAACGAGGAGGACUUUGUGGAUCGGAUGGAGAAGCGGCACUUUUCGAGCCCUCAGCUGGCGGUGGGCCACGCCUUGUCGGACGAAAUGCCUUGCCCCCCUGUGCACAAGAAGCGGAGCUUGUCCUGCCCGGACUUUACCACGGGUGCCGCGACUUUGGCCUUUGACAUGCAGGAGAUGCUCGCCGAAGCUGUUCAAGAGCAGUGUACAGACGCUGUUCAAGAGGAAUUUUCAGAGAUACACAUCAGUUCGGUUUGAGACUCAAACCAACCAUGUACAGCCUGCCUUUACAACAAAGACAGUUUAGCUCUUCCAUGCUCAGUGACGUGAUUUUCAGGCCAGGAAGAUGUCCACGAGCGACCUCCAACCAGAACAGCCAAGGGUUGUUUCACAGUUGGAUAGACUGGCUUUAGUGCGUGUUCCCCUUUUCUAAGUAAUUGCUGGCCAGUGGUGCAGGUUAUUUCGUAGCGUGCACCGCAGUUAAACUGGGUCGCAACACAUUUUUUGUUCGAUGCCGACCUUUGCUCGCGGAGUAAUUCUUUGGAGAGCGCCUUCAAUGUGCAGCUUCUUGACAAGACUCCGGAUCAGAGGCAUGCUCGGAAGCCAG